Exophiala viscosa is the source of this 1734-nucleotide messenger RNA. RefSeq lists its product as uncharacterized. The coding region runs from base 1 to 1734 and encodes 577 amino acids. The record is from RefSeq and is a predicted model, not a curated record. Lineage: Eukaryota; Fungi; Ascomycota; Eurotiomycetes; Chaetothyriales; Herpotrichiellaceae. The transcript is spliced from 2 exons.
AUGGAGAGCCUCCUCUGCGAGGCUUUGCCACUCGAUGCGACACCCUUGUCGGGUCAGCGUUGCCAUAAGUGGCCCGAUUACGCUGAGGGAUGUGGUUCUGGCAGAACUCCCAAGUUGAUAGGAAAGUGGCACCGCAAAGGUCAUACCUUAACAAGCAUACCUGGGUCAAACCAUGAGGCUUCCUCUGAUCACAACAUACAAGAUGGCUCAAACACGCAAGCGAGCAAAGAUCCGAUCUGUCUGCCUUUGCCGGCGAAGGAGGAUGAUCAUCCCAUCUCUAGUGCCAAUCAGAAGGAGGACCAGAUGGACAUACCAGGCGAUUGCAUCAGGGAGCCAAAAUAUGCAGAAGAGCAAGGUUCAACAGAGCAAAAAGGGGCUUCAGAACCUCAUGCCGACUCAUUCCGCUCUUCUCCAGGAUCUGACUACAUGAGUCAACGACACAGGAUAGGUGAACCUUCCGACAUCUCCAGAGAAGCCAACCCGGGGCAUGCAAACUCACAGAUUUUCAAUGACAGUCUCAGUCCGAUACAAAAGACGUGGGGCGAGCUUAGCAAUCUUGUGGACUCAUACACGGGCGAUAUCAUCACGACCGGCGACCUUCGGCGGAGUGUGUCCGACUCGAGAAGAGGUGCUCUCGAUCAACUCGACGCAUUGCUGUCUUCGAAUCAGAACCAACUGUCACAAAAGCUCCGAAAUGCCCUUUCCGACCUACAAGAAGCCGAGGAGAAGCUGAUGGGUGAGGACGAAAAGCUCAUUGAACAGGGAGAUCAAGUCCUCAGAAAAGGUUCCAGAAUCUUCGGGCCUGCCGCGCCAUCUUCCCUCAGACUCCUUGAAGAGCAGGGCAUUGUUCUUCGAUCCCAGACUACCGAAGCAGAGACUUCUCUUAUCUCAGCAGAUGAUAUACGACUCGACAGAACUUCCGAAGCGCAGUUGUAUCUCUCAAAAAAGGCUGAUGUCGAUCUGCUCCGGGAAAGCUUGAUGGAGCUGGACGAAGAUGGUAUCUCAGCGACGGCCGACCCUUUCAGCACACGGGAAGAGUCUGAACUCCAUAGAUAUAUGGAUUCAAGGACGAUUGAUCUCAGAAACCAGUUGGGACAGGCCGAAGAGGACCUGGAACGCCUUCGCAGCAAGUUGCCAGACCGCAAGGUCAACAUAUCUGAGGAGCAAUUGAUAGAAUCUGAAGAGGACGGAGUAGGCCUCCUCGAAGGACUCAACCCACGGACAGAAGGCAUACACGAAGUUGCUACAAAUUCUGAAGAAACUUCGCUCACAACACCCGACGAUCGCCAUGACAGUCUUCAACAGAUACUUGAUCUUGCGACCGAGGACGAUCCGAUCAGAUCUAGCACCUUGGUCAAUGCGUACCUCCUCUACCAAUUCAGGCUCUUUCCCAAAGAGCCAAAGAGCUACGUUGAGGCCGUGAGAGCUGCGGCUGCUGAGUUGAACCCGAAUUUGCCGUCCGACCCGUUGAUCCUAUCUCUCGAACACUGGUUUGACGAUGAAAAGAAACCCAAAACCAGAUCCAGGUCCAAACCCAGCAAGUCCCGAAAGAAACCCCCUUUCAGCCAUCACCAACAAUCCAUAGCGAUGAACGCGGAUCAGUCUACAGUGACGCGUAGGAAAAGCGAGCCCAGAGACAUUCGCAAGCCGUCUCCUCUCCAACCGCGCGAUACCAGGCAUCGACCCAACAUCUCUCCACGUGAUGAGGCGAACUAUGCCUCGUCUGUACGUUAG